Messenger RNA from Monoraphidium neglectum, 1455 nucleotides. Its product is annotated as Protein viaA. The record is from RefSeq and is a predicted model, not a curated record. The transcript has 6 exons. Bases 1 to 1455 code for a protein of 484 amino acids. NCBI's taxonomy places the organism in Eukaryota, Viridiplantae, Chlorophyta, Chlorophyceae, Sphaeropleales, Selenastraceae.
AUGCUAGGAGACAAGGCGCCGCUGCCGCCUCAAAUUAACAACUUUAACCUGCCGACAAAUCUGGAGCCGUCCUUGCACCUCACCACACCGGUCCCUUUACACCCCCCCCACACUCUCAUACACACCCAGGCCGCCCCCAAAAAGAAGAAGAAGGCCGCCGCCGCGCCGCUGCCGCCCGACAAGGCGGCAGCCCUGGAGCUGGUCAAAGGGCUGUACAUGCGCUGGCAGGCGCCCGUUGAGACGCUGGGCCGCGCGGGGCGCGCGUUCGACGGCCUAGAGGCUCUGCUGGGCGGGGCGGGGUUCGAGCUGGAGGGGAGCAUCUGGAAGCGCCAGGGCUGGAACCAACUGGACGAGCUGCGGAAGAAACUGGAGGACCUCAAAGAGCUCCGCGACCUGGUCAGGUCCCUUGGCCGCGGCGGCGGCUGGGGCCCCCUCCGCCGCGCCCCCGUCCAGCGCCUGGACAUGGGCGGCCGCCCCGGCCUGCUGCGCACGGUCCUGGAAGCCCAGGAGACGCGCGGCCUCACCCGCAGCGGCGACAUCAGCCGGCUGCUGCCUGCAGAGGCGGCGGUGCUCGCGCGCGGGCGGCGCGUGCGGCAGGCCAAGCUGCUGUUUUACGCGCGGCUGGCCGAGAAGGGGCUGCAGACCUACGAGCGCGACGGCUGGGGGGAGUUUCCCACGCAGAUCAACCCCGACAGGCGCGAGAUCCGUCCCACCGCGGACCGCGGGCCGAUCCUGCUGUGCGUCGACACGAGCGGCAGCAUGCGCGGCGCGCGCGAGACGGUGGCCAAGGCGCUCGCGCUGGAGUGCAUGAGGGCGGCGCGGGAGCAGGAGCGCGACUGCUACGUCUUCGCUUUCUCGGGGCCGCAGGAGGUGCGUGAGCUGGAGCUCAAUGCUGAUAUGCGCAGCGUGAACAACCUGCUGGACUUCCUGGAGAAGGUGUUCAAUGGCGGCAGUGACUUCAACGAGCCGGUGACGCGCUGCCUCAACCGCCUCACUGACGCGAAAUGGGCCAACAGCGACAUCCUGCUGGUGUCGGACGGCGAGCUGCGCCAGCCUGGCCCUGAGAUUAUGAGGAAGCUGUCCGGCGCCAAGGAGAAGCUGUCCCUGCGUGUCCACGGCCUCGUCAUCGGCAGCCCCGAGAAGCAGCGCGCAGACCCCGCCGUGCUGCGCGCGCUGUGCACCAACUACCUGCCCAACGGCAAGGUGGAGACGCUCGUGUCAGAGUUUGCAAACUGGGCGUCGGUCCAGGCUGACACCAGCAUGCAGUAUGAUUGGGACGAUGUGGAGGGCAACACACGCCGCCGCCUCGCCGGCCUCGCGCGAGAGAAGGCGCGCCAGGCGGAGAUGCGGCGCCUGCGCACCGCAGAGCGCCGCGGGGGCGGCGGGCCCGACCAGUCGGCGAAGCUAAUGGAGGGCGUCAUGUCCACUGCGGUCAACAGGGGCAAGAAGCACUGA